AUGAAGCUCGCCGUCUUUAGCGCCAAAUCUUACGACCGCACCUAUCUCGACCAGGUGCGCGAGCAGCACUUCCCCGACCUGUGCACCAUCCAAUACCAUGCCUUCGCACUGUCCGAGGAGACCGUGCCCCUAGCCCAAGGCUGCGACGCAGUGUGCGUCUUCGUCAACGACACCCUAGACGAGCGCGUGCUGCGAUCCCUCUACUCUGUACAGAGUAGUUACUGA
Molecule: messenger RNA, 225 nt
Organism: Penicillium psychrosexuale
Lineage: Eukaryota; Fungi; Ascomycota; Eurotiomycetes; Eurotiales; Aspergillaceae
Exons: 1
Coding region: 1-225 (74 amino acids)
Molecular function (GO): D-lactate dehydrogenase (NAD+) activity; NAD binding
Source: RefSeq, a predicted model, not a curated record